AUGCUGGGGGCCAUGUUUAGAGCUGGUACUCCCAUAUCUGCCAAUGGCAACCCUCAAGGAGGUGGCCACUACUUCAUCGACCGCGAUGGCAAGGCCUUCCGCCACAUCCUCAAUUUCCUGCGACUGGGCAGACUGGACCUGCCCCUUGGGUAUGGAGAGACAGCACUUCUCAAGGCAGAAGCUGACUUCUACCAGAUCAGGCCACUCCUGGAUGCCCUGAGAGAACUGGAGGCCUCUCGGGGGACACCUGCACCCACAGCUGCCCUGCUUCACGCAGAUGUGGAUGCCAGCCCCCGCCUGGUACACUUCUCUGCUCGCAGGGGCCCGCACCACUAUGAGUUGAGCUCUGUCCAGGUGGACACCUUCAGAGCCAAUCUCUUCUGCACUGACCCAGAGUGUCUGGCUGCCAUGAAGGCCCGAUUUGGUGUGGCCAACGGGGACAGGGCAGAGGGGGGCCCACAUUUUCACCUGGAGUGGGCCCCUCGCCCCACAGAGCUCCCCGAGGUGGAGUAUGAGAGACUGGGCCUGCAGCCCUUGUGGACUGGAGGGCCAGGAGAGCGGCGCGAGGUGAUGGGGACACCAAGUUUCCUGGAGGAGGUUCUUCGCGUGGCUCUGGAGCACGGCUUCCGCCUGGACUCUGUCUUCCCUGACCCUGAAGACCUGCUCAACUCCCGAUCUCUGCGCUUUGUGCGGUGUUGAGGAUGUGGCGCUCAGCUGCUUGUGGGGAAGAGACCCAAUGGGGCAGUUGGUGGGGGUAAGGACUCCCCCUAAAGCCUCUUUCUAGCUCUAGUGUGGAAGCUCUGAGGGUCGGGGGGGCCCACUGCACCUGACUGGAGCCCAGACGUGGGUUGGAAUUCCAAAACCUGAGUUUACUGAGGGCUCACAAGUGAUCCAAGGGGUCUGGACUGGUGUUAUUCUGCGGUGGGGUGGGGCAGGGAAGAUUCUCUUGGUUUGUUCUUACUUGAGGCUAGAGACCUCCAGUAUCUCUGUUGAAGCUCAGUAUUCAGAGGUCUACAAAAGUGGGAAACACAUCUCUGCCCAGCCUAGACCUGGGCAAAACCCUGGACAGACACUGAGAUCUGAGGGAAAGGGGAUAAUUUGAAUUACCUUGAUGUGGGGUCUCCUGGACUGAGGCUUUUCCUCUUGGAGCUGAAUGGCUUGGUGUGGCCAAAGAGACCCCAGAACUCUCUGGAACACAGAAAGGGAGGUUGUUGGUGUCUCAAGCCACCUACUGAGGGUGACAGCAAGACCUCCAUAGGUUGACAUAUGGGAGGUAGGAACAAGGCCCCUGAAGUGUCCCUAUUUUGAAGGUAGAGUUUACUACAGGGAGAAGCUGGUUUCUUUUUCAUGGCCUUCAUAGGUGUGUGCAUGUCAGCCAGUGUCUGACUAAUGUGUGGGUCCUUAGCAACCACUGACUACAGUGUCUACGUGAUGGUCCUUGUGUGGUCCCUGCAUGUCCAGGCGUGUUUGACGUUGCCCAGCAACUCUUCUGGCCGGGUUUAUCUGUGGUGUGAAUGUAAGUAGAUUAAGAUUUAGUUUAAUCAUAGGGUGUGUGUGUAUGCGUGCAUGUGUGUAUGUGCCUGAAUCACCGUGUAGGCAGGAGGGGCCUAUUUGUCUGUGAGUCACUAAGAUCUUCCUGUGAGAAGUAAAAGAAGUCACUGGGCCUAGCUGGGCCUCUGAGACCUGUAGAGAAUGCUUGGUUGCCCCAGCAACCAUGGGCCUGUUGCUAGGAGAUAGCUGGGGGAAGGCCCAAGGCUGCCCUGGGCACACAGAAGAGGCAAAGAGUUUGGGAGCGUGGGGGAGGAUCUGGGAAUGGAUGGAAUCUCUGAGUUCCUGAGUGGAUGGGAUGCACAUGCAUGAUUUCUUCACUGAAGGGGAAUUCUCAUUAUUUAUCACUGACUGUCAUAAGAAGAAAAAUAAAAGUGCUUUCUGAGCUACACACUUGUAGGGACCCCAUCCCCCUUGCAA
Cavia porcellus (domestic guinea pig) is the source of this 1968-nucleotide messenger RNA. RefSeq names its product potassium channel tetramerization domain containing 11 (gene Kctd11). Gene Ontology annotation, biological process: positive regulation of neuron differentiation; protein homooligomerization. Lineage: Eukaryota; Metazoa; Chordata; Mammalia; Rodentia; Caviidae. The coding region runs from base 1 to 699 and encodes 232 amino acids. The record is from RefSeq and is a predicted model, not a curated record. The transcript has a single exon.